Metarhizium album ARSEF 1941 is the source of this 1023-nucleotide messenger RNA. RefSeq lists its product as uncharacterized. Lineage: Eukaryota; Fungi; Ascomycota; Sordariomycetes; Hypocreales; Clavicipitaceae. Bases 1 to 1023 code for a protein of 340 amino acids. The record is from RefSeq and is a predicted model, not a curated record. The transcript has 2 exons.
AUGUACAGGCUGGAAGACAAGGUUAUAGAUAUGGAGGUAGAGUCAGGCACGUCGUCGCCGACGGUCGAUCCUUCGGUGCGGACCAUCCUCAUCGGCCACUCCAUGGGCGGCAUAGUUGCCGCCGAGCUUCUCAUCGCGCUGGCGUCGGAGAAGCCCAUCUACUCGGAAGACGGGAUCCAAAAGCCGGACGACGAGAAGCCCGCCUUCAACGCCUUCAUGUUCCCCUACGUCCAGGGCGUGCUGGCCUUUGACACGCCGUACCUUGGGAUAUCGCCUGGCGUGGUCGCCCACGGCGCCGAGAGCCACUACGAAACUGCCGCGUCGACAAUCUCCCAGAUCGGCGGGUUGAGGACGGCGCUCUGGGGCACGGGCAAGACCAAGGCGCCGGUGCCGGCUGCCGCGCCUGCCGGACCGCCGAGCGCGUGGCAGAAAUGGGGCAAGGUAGCCAUGUACGCUGGCGCGGCGAGUGCCGUGGCCGCCGGCGGAGCAGCAGCGUGGAUGAAUCGCGACCAAAUUGCCGAGGGGUGGACGUGGGCGUCGUCUCAUCUCGAGUUUGUGGGUUGUCUCGCAAAGGCCGAGGAGCUGAAGAAGCGCGUGGGGUUCGUGGUGCGGCUUCACGAGGAGUUGGGCGUCGGAUUCGCAACUCUGUACACGAGGUUGGGCAAGGGUGCGGCCUCCAAGAAGGUGAGUAUGGUUGGGACGGUUCUAGGCAAGGAGAGGACGUUUUGUAAUCUACCCAAGACGACGAACGCGGGCGAUUGGAUGGAGGCCGUGAACGAUAAUGCGAGAGACGAGACAGUGGCACACAUGACCAUGUUCGAACCGAAGGAGAACCCUGGGUAUGGAAAGUUAACCCAUGACGCGGCUUGUUUGAUUGCCCAGUGGUCACGGAACGACUGGUACGAGAGUUCGACUAAGACGACAACGGAGCCGGUGCAAAGUGUACAAGUGGACGACAAAGGAAAGGGGACAGAAGAAAAGGACACAGGGAGAGACAAGGAGACCACAGAGCAACUCGCAUAA